Bemisia tabaci is the source of this 1429-nucleotide messenger RNA. It is a transcript of the gene Ufc1, whose product is annotated as Ubiquitin-fold modifier conjugating enzyme 1. Gene Ontology annotation, molecular function: UFM1 conjugating enzyme activity. Gene Ontology annotation, biological process: protein K69-linked ufmylation. NCBI's taxonomy places the organism in Eukaryota, Metazoa, Arthropoda, Insecta, Hemiptera, Aleyrodidae. The record is from RefSeq and is a predicted model, not a curated record. Gene Ontology annotation, cellular component: cytoplasm.
GGUUAUAUACGUCAGCAGAGUUGUGAAGACGGAAGUUUAGAAGGUUCUCUUUUAUAAAAAUUAAAUUAAUUCAACAUCAACAUGUACUAAAUAGGAGAAUUCAACCAGUUGACUCGUGAAAUUUAGAAAAUUUUCCCCAAUUCACAAUGGAUGAUAAGGCCAAGAAAACUUUAAGUGCAAUCCCUUUACUAAAGACUAAGGCUGGUCCUAGAGAAAAAGAUUUGUGGCCCCAGAGAUUGAAAGAGGAAUAUCAAGCGUUGAUUCAGUAUGUCCAAAAUAACAAGGCUGCCGACAAUGAUUGGUUUCGCCUUGAGUCUAACAAAGAAGGAACCCGAUGGUUUGGGAAAUGUUGGUUUUUCCACAAUCAACUGAAGUAUGAAUUUGAUAUUGAAUUCGAUAUCCCGAUAACAUUUCCCAGUACAGCACCAGAAAUUGCUUUACCUGAGCUAGAUGGCAAAACUGCUAAAAUGUAUCGAGGGGGAAAAAUUUGUCUCUCUGAUCACUUCAAACCUUUAUGGGCAAGAAAUGCUCCCAAAUUUGGAAUUGCACAUGCCAUGGCACUAGGGCUCGGACCAUGGCUGGCAGUUGAAAUCCCUGACUUAAUCAGUAAAGGUGUCAUAACGUACAAAGAAAAAUCGGAACAAUCUACAUGAACAAUUGAACCAGAACCAUUCCAAUCCACAUUUUUCGGCACCUCCUGAUGAUCAAACAGCAGUAUGAUGUCUCUGAAUCAAAAGUGCAAUGAAGAGUGUAUUUGCUUCAUUUGCAGUGGCGUGGCGUGCUUUGCGAUACAUCGAUUGAUCGACCAUUUAAACCUAUGGAAAAGUAUCGAUAAACAGGCUACAGGGUGUUCGCAGCGAGCACCUUGAUAAUCGAUUAUUUACCACAGCUUCAAAUGGGGAAAUAUCGAUAGAUCGCAAAGCCUGCCAUGCCACUGAUCAUUUGUGCCAGCUGUAUGAACAUAGGUAAGCUAUCUCUAAAGUUUUUUCUGAGCACACAUUUCGAACAUGUUUAACCCCUUGUUGAGUGGUUUUUCUAGUGAAAGUUAUAUUUCGUAACAUGAUUCUAAUGACAUUCAGGCCAUUCUUAAAAUAAGUUAUUCAGUUGACUCAGAGAUCUGAUGAGGUAUUUCAUCAGGAUUCACCACACAAAGAAUGUAGGUGGGUGUACCAGUUGAAUAAUAGUCGGUUGGUUUCAUCUUAGUGCCUGCAAAAAACUGAUUUUUUUAUGUAUUUUAAAAAACGAAAAGGUGUAAGGAACUAAAAAUUUUCCUGUUGAACAGAAUUAAUUUAAAGGCAUAAAAACUGCAACAUCUCUGUUGCUAAAACCGUUUAAGUUAGUUUUAUGUUCGUUAAUGUUUAGUUAUUUUUUCUACUGUUAAAAAUUUUGAAGAAUCUAAUUACAGAUGAAUUUUUUUAUCAAUCAAGUC